Clonostachys rhizophaga is the source of this 306-nucleotide messenger RNA. Lineage: Eukaryota; Fungi; Ascomycota; Sordariomycetes; Hypocreales; Bionectriaceae. The record is from the annotation of a GenBank genome assembly.
AUGGCGAUGACGGCGCAUCCGUCUACGGUUGAUGCAGCAGAAGAUCGUGAAGAGAACGAUGAUAGUGAAGCCGAUGAUGGCACCUACCAUGGCACCAAUUUCGGCACUGGUCAAACCAUCGUGGCUCCGGACAUGGAGCACGUGGUCUGGCAUAGGAGCCAUGCUAUGAUCGAACCGAGCCAACACGUUUGUGAACUGAGCGAUGGCCACAACGGCGUAGAACUUGAUAGAGGGUAUGAUGCUGAUGAAGAAAGACGGGAUGAAGGCUACAAACGUGGCGCGGGACUUAAGCCAUAUAAGAAUUAG